AGUAUGGUGUUGCGCUGAAAUACACGAGUUCAAAAUUUAUCUGGUGAAUAAAUAGCAAUUACAUACUUCUUCUAUUGAAAGGGAAUUAUCACGAAUGACGUGCCGUGACAGUCCAUCCAGGAGCUGAUGGAGAUGAGCCGCAGUGACAUGUCGAGUGAUGAAGCAGCCAGGCCCACGCAUCCAGGGACUUUCCCAACCGGCCAGCCCGGGAACAGCGGCCACGCGCCGGCUAAAGGCAAUGUGGACUUCCCGGUGUGUGUGGUUCUACCUGCCGGUGGCAGCGGAGAGAGGACCGGGUUGCAAACGCCCAAACAGUUUUGCCUGUUACUGAGCCGACCGCUUAUAAGCUACACAAUUCAGACUUUUGAGAGGGUGUCAUGGAUCCAGAGCGUUGUGGUGGUUGUUGCCAAAGAAAACAUGGACCUAAUGGCGGACAUCAUUCAGCGCUUUCACCACACCAAAGUUCGAGUGGUGCCAGGCGGCUCAACACGUCACAAGUCCAUACGGAACGGUGUACUGGCUCUGGCUGAGCAGGAGAAGGAGGGGUCCACAGCAGGAAGGCCAAAGGUUGUCAUCAUUCACGAUGCCGUGCGGCCUUUUGUGGAAGAGGACUUCCUGUACAAGAUCACCAUGGCUGCCCGGGAACACGGAGCGGCUGGGGCCAUCCGACCUCUUGUUUCCACGGUGAUCGCCACGACAUCAGAGGGCUACCUGGACCACGCUCUGGAGCGAGCCAAGUACAGAGCCAGCGAGAUGCCGCAGGGCUUCACGUAUGACGUCAUCCAUCAAGCCUAUCAGAGGUGCACCGGGGCUGACUUUGACUUUGGUACAGAGUGCCUCCAUCUGGUUCUGCAGUACUGCGGCACCAACGCUAAGCUCAUUGAGGGCCCGCCAACACUGUGGAAGGUUACGUACAAACGGGACUUGGCUGCCGCGGAGUCCAUUGUCAAAGACACGGUGUCGCAGUGGGUCUGCAUGAUCACAGGUGGAUGUGAGCGUGCCAGGAUCCUGGCCGACGCCCUGCGCAAGGACUUUUCCGCAUUGGAAAUGGAGCUGGACGUCAUCCCAGAUCUGACAGGAGACAACGUCAGGUAUCUGUUCAAGGGGUGGAACUUCAUCCACUUUUCUAUUCAUGGCUCCGACCUGGCUGAAGUGAAAGCCACCUUAGAGGCCUUGGAGGCAACCCAUCAAACUCUUCUCUACCCGGUGGUCGUCAUUUGGGUCAAUUUCAGCACUUUGGAUGGCGGCACAUCAGAGCCAGCAGCCAUCAUGGAGUUGGCGUCUGCAGCCAAACUGCUAAAUAUUCUGCUGUACGGCAUCCAUCUGCAGCAGUCAAAGGAUGUCAAGUGCUGGGAGAGGUCUGUGUCAAAGGUCGCUGAGAUAAUGUCCACCUUGAUCCAAGAGAGGAGCCCCGCACUUGCUGGACAACUUCUGCAGGCCUGACGCCACAAAAAUGGCCAACUUCCAUCAUGAACACGUUUACAUAUGCGACUGCCAGAGAGUUUGACUUUUCCUGAAAUGAAAAAGCACUCCGAGCCAAGAGCUGUCACUUCUCGGCCUGGUCCACAUCUUCUAGUUUGUGAGAUCAGAUCUCGAUGUGAGUAUUUUCAAAAGGCCCGGCGUGACUAAUAAAUGGACUUUGGCAUGUGAAAUUGUUGUAACGUCCCUUACAUGCCCCCCAGUAGCUGUUUUCCCUGGGGAUUUAAAGUGCGUGUUAAAAAAAAAAAAAAAAGAAGUUACGCUAGAUUUUUGUGAUUAAAAAAAAUCACUAAGCGGAGAAAACUAAACUGUGGUUGGAUUUCAGUGGACAUUUUCCCAUCCAUAAACAUCUCGUUAAAAGACUUCAAUCACAACAACCUUUUUUUAAGUCACUACAUGACUGUUAAUUACUUAUUUAUGUUGGUAUUCAAAUACUACUUUUACUUUCUUGUAUAUUCCAUGUAUGUAUUGAACCGCAACUUACUUCAUUUCAAGCGAAAUGCUGCCCUCGGCUGGAAAGAAGCGGUCAUUGCAGCAAGACAACUAUACAAGGGUUUUUUUACAAAUAAAAUAUUUCAUAAAUAUAUGAUUGAUGAAAUCUAAUACAUGAAGUAUAUAAUUUCAUAGAUAAAAUAUGUGAAAUUAUUUAAUUUAUUCAAGACAAUGGAAAAUAAAAAAACAGCAAAAAUGGGAAAAAAAGAGCAAAGAGUGAAGUUGAUAGUAAUACUACUUUUUUUCCACCUAUAUCCCAAAGCUGAGAUGCAGUUUUUUAUUGAAAUAUAUAUAAAUUCUUAGCAUAUGUGUUGACAUUUGAGGACAAAAACAAGACAUUUUUAUGGGCAUAUGAAUUACUCGCGUAUUUUUGCGAUAAAACUGUUCUGCUGUUGUUGACAAGUGGGACCAGACGUGAAAACGCACCAAUCAGUGUUGAAUUUAGUGACUGUAUUUAUUAAACGCAUGGCGGCCAUCGGCACCUGAGCAUCAUCAUCACAACUUAUGGAACUCCUGUAGUGUUAUAUAAAUAUUGCAAAUACAUAUUUUUGGUCGUCUCUACCCACAAUGAAGGCGAUGCGUAUAAAAACAAGUUUGUCUUGUCACUCUGCUACUUCCUUUUUAAGGCAGAAUUUCUAGGACUCCUUCUCUGUGAGCGCUAACACGAAACUGUUUUCCACGUACUACGAGAUGGUCGGGUAAUUAAGGAACGAGGACAAAGACCACACGGCACCUCAAACUGUCUUCCUGCGAGCGUCUCUUGGAGAAGUCCACACGGUGGUCUUCAGCUCCACUGCCAGUCAGCUCACUGCUUCCUGGUGAAUGGAUGUGUUCUGGAGCCAGCCGGCAUCACCGGAGCCCCUCAGUUGUCGGCGGUGGGGAUGGGCGUGGCGCUUGAGGCCUCGGCGGGAGCGACCUCGCUGUUGUCCUCCGUGGAGAGCUGCUUCAUGGAGUCAGAGGCCUCCUGCACUGCUGCACUCUCCUCUGGAACACAACAGCAAAUGGAGGUAGAACACCACAACAUAUCCUCACCAACUGCUAAUAAAAGUCAAAGUUGUGGGUUUCAGCACUGAACUUAUUAACAAUACAUGAAUGAUAUUGUUUUUCUUGACAAGUGAUCAUUGUCCAUUGAAAACCAUGUAGAGUAGAUUCCCUCCUAUUCACAGCCGAUCCAAUUGCCGUAUAACGUUUGUACCUGUGGGCCACACUCCAACAUGGUACGUGCGGAAACGCGCCUCAAAGCUGGUUGCCACUCGACUCCUGUCACCCGCAAGAAGAAAAUGCAACACCACCAUGCAGACAUGUCCGGUGUACCGUGGUGAAGUUAGUUUCACUUUGGACGUCGGACAUUCGGCUCCGUAGCUACAGCGGUAGUUCCCCCUUACUGUGCCUGGACUGCUGUGUCAUUGUGUGGGGAACUCCCACGCAGGGGCGGAGCUACGUGGUGGCUGUGGCCCCUCCCCACAUUGCAGUUAUGAACUUAUUGCCACCCCUGUGUGAGUAAUGGUCUCACCUUGCACACCCCAAUGAAAUAUUUCUGGCUCCGCCACUGCUCGCACAAGAAGUGCUGCUCUAACCGCUGGUUGUUUACACCAGGGACCGUCAAUAAAUUACUAUUACGCUAAAGCGAGUUUGAUUUAAAAAAAAAAAAAAAAAAGUCAUAUUCUAAAUCACACCAGAAAUUGAUCUACAAUCAUGUCAAAUGAGUAGUCCUACCCUAAAAGUAUUUUGCACACCCAUGUUUUCCGAUUUAACUUUUAUUGGAUGGAUCUUUUAUCGGAUUUGGGACCUGACUCAGGUGUGUUACAAAAGCCAAACAAAUAUUGUUGGUCAUGCUGUGGAAUAAAAAAAAAAAAUAAAAAAAAAAGUAAAUUCAGCAAUACUUUAGUUGCAUUAUUUUUAAUGCUUUGAAGAGCUAUUUUCAUAACCAUAUUCAAUUCCACAAAUAAAUAAAUGGAUCAGUAGACUACACAAAAAAUUGGAUUGGAUCAGAAGCCAAAAAAUGUGAAUCGUGACAUCCCUUUCAUGUGUAAAAGUGACUUUAAAAUGGGUGUAAUAACUGUGAGAGGCGUACUACAGGGUUUAAAAACUCAAAAACAGGCCAUUAUUUAACAAUGUGGGUCUACCCUUUCCUUCCAGCAGUGUAUGAAUGAAUUAAGUCAUGUGACCAACCCGUGUCGUGCGCCACUCUGACUUUGUUGGCCUGUGCUUCCUGCUUCUCCCGCUGCUCCUGAAGCUUCUUGCACACCUUCUUGUGAGUGAACCAGUGCAUCUUCUGACACGCUUGGUCGCAGUAGAUCACCUGGUGCAAGCACACGCAUGAAGAUAAGAUACCAAAACACUUGAAAUGUACUCAAAUGUGCUUUGUGCUCUACUUGAAGUCAUUCAGCAUUAUGGAGUGGAUGUCAUGUGGCCGUCAUGUGACUAUCCCAGGAUAUGGCCUUCCCAAAAGAAGUUAAGCCACUCAAUAAAACAAAUGUCUUCUGUGUUCCACUUGGUCUGUGGCAUGUUCCCCAUCGUUCUACUUGAUAUAAGAGGCCUUAGCGGAGGUCAGCGCACUCACCGUUUUACAGAUAGAGCAUCUCUUCUCGGCUCCCUUCUCUCCACAGGAAGUGCAGAACUCUGCGUCCAUGAAGCCGACCUGACCCGUGAUGGCCUGGGUCAGCACGGAGAGCGCUGUGGGGUCGUUACCCUGUCCCAAAAGAAGAGCAACCGUGGUUCUUCUGCCAUCAGCGGUGGUGAUGACGUCACAGCGGCCAGUCAGGGAUACUCACGAUCUCCACGGGGGCGAUGCUGCGGACCAGCUGCUGCAGCAGUGUGGCGUCGCAGUAGGGGAAUUUGCGCACACACUCUCGGAGGAACUUCUCCUGGUAUACCGGGAAGCCGUCUCCGUCUCGGCCCUUCAGAAGGCUGCGGGAGGACAAAGCACGUUGCCAUGGAAACAAACAGGGAAGAUAUUUAGUCCACUACUUUGCCACGUCAUGCAUGUUGUGGAUGAGAAUUUGUACUUGAGGCAAUACCACGCAAGAUCCAGCAGCGAGUGCUGCUGCGGGCUCCUCCCCCAUCUAAAAGCACUCACCGGCCGCUCAGUUUUAGUGAGUACACUAGGUCCCCAACUUACGAACACUCGCGGAUUCGAACACAAGCCGACUGGUCUAUAUUUUAUUUUAUUUUGCCUUGUAGUCGCUCAAUCAGUAUUUCUACUGCUACUGGACAUGCUUGACCAGUAGAGGGCACUGUGACACUGCUAAUGCAGCCUUAGAGCUAAUGGGACCAAUAGAGGAAGAGUUAGACUGGGGAGAUACAGUGUAAAGCUAAAUGGAAAGAUAAAUGAUACAACCGGGACAGAGCGUGUGAUUAAAGUUUAUGAAGAGUUAAUAGGCCUGCUUAAUUCUACACCACCCACAGAACACUACCUCUUUUAGAAGAGUCUAACCACCACCACCAUUUGUCCUUUUUUUCAAUAACUCCUCCUCCUCCUCCUCCUCCUCCACAACGAUGUAUGCUCGACCACUCCUCUUCAAAGGUAAAUAACAUUUAUCAUUACGUAUUAUUAUAUCAUUUUUAUUAUUGUUUUUUCAUUAAUUAUCCUGGUUUAAUAUUACUACU
Messenger RNA from Dunckerocampus dactyliophorus (ringed pipefish), 5580 nucleotides. RefSeq names its product CDP-L-ribitol pyrophosphorylase A (gene crppa). Gene Ontology annotation, biological process: protein O-linked glycosylation via mannose; isoprenoid biosynthetic process. The coding region runs from base 127 to 1443 and encodes 438 amino acids. NCBI's taxonomy places the organism in Eukaryota, Metazoa, Chordata, Actinopteri, Syngnathiformes, Syngnathidae. The record is from RefSeq and is a predicted model, not a curated record. Gene Ontology annotation, cellular component: cytosol. The transcript is spliced from 10 exons. Gene Ontology annotation, molecular function: D-ribitol-5-phosphate cytidylyltransferase activity.